AUGGCGCGAUCAGACGUCGCAAGCAGAGCGGCGGGCGGCGGAAGGUGGCGCGGAAGGGUGGCAGCGUUGGCGUAUCUCGCCGCUUUUGCGCUCGCUAUAGGGGUGAACUUGAACCCUCUGUACCGAUCCAAACCGCAGCAAAUGGCACACGAUCCUCUUCUCUCUCUACCCCUUCCUCCCCCUCUUUCCCCUAUGCUUCCUCCCUCUUUUUACCCUCCGCCUCCUUCCCCUCCCGUCUUUCCUCCGCCCGUUCCUCUCCGUUCUCCUCCUCCUUCUGUUUCCCCUCCCCCUCCUUCUCCUCCCCUUUCCCCCCCUCCUUCUGUUACCCCUCCGCCUCCUUCUCCUCUUCUUUCUCCUCCUCCUCCUCUGAAAGAAGAGACAGCAGCAGCAGCACCAGCAGAAGCAGCAGCACCAGCAGCAGCAGCAGCAGCAGCAGCAGCACAAGCAGCAUCACAAGAACCAGCACCAGCGCUCGUGACAGGUGCCCCUCCCUCGCCAGUCGUUUCGGCUGCAGACGCGGCAGCGGACGCAGAGGAAGGGCAGGAGAGUCUGCAAGCGGGGCUGACUAUAGUGAAUACAUCUAGUGAUCCCGGUGCAGUCUGCCUGGACGGCUCGCCUCCAGCCUUCAACUGGCAUCCUGGCAGGGGCACGGGGAAGAACAAGUGGAUUCUCUAUCUUGAGGUGGGUGCUGUGCGGUGGAGCAUGUGCACUGCACAGGAUCUUUCCAUCCGCCUUCAACUGGCAGCCUGGGAGGGGCAUGGCAUGGGGAGGAACAAGUGGAUUCUUUACCUUGAGGUGGGCGCUGUGCGGUGCAAAGUGGUGAUAUGCGAUGCAGUAAAUAACAGUGCAGUAAGGUGCGGUACUGUGGGGGUGGAAGUUUCCCCUCUGACUUUCAACUGGCGUCCUGGCAGAGGCACAGGGAGGAAAAAGUGGAUCCUGUAUCUUGAGGGCGGGGCGUGGUGCGAGGACUCGGCUCACUGCAUUGACCGCAGCUUCUCCAACUUCGGCUCUUCCACCAAGAUGGGCGACUGGCUGCUACAGGGCCUGCUCUCUUCCAGCAGAACAACCAAUCCUGGUAAGAGGAGCAUCGAGUGUUCUCUACUGUCAUGGAGCUUCCUGUCAUGGACGCCGCUCACUGCAUCGUCCGCAGUUUCUCCUAACUUCGGCUCUUCCACCAAGAUGGCCAGCUGUCUGCUGCAAGGGCUGCUCUCGUCCAGCCACUUCUUCAACUGGAACCUGGUCUACAUCCGCUACUGUGAUGGGGCCUCUUUCGUCGGCAACGUUGACGAGCCACUCAAAGACCAUGAGGGCAAGCCUCAGGUCUACAUGCGUGGUCGCCGUGUCUUCAACGUCAUAAUCUCCCACCUGCUGGCCCACCACGGCAUGCGCUCAGCCUCCCACGUCCUCCUCUCCGGCUGCUCGGCUGGCGGCCUGGCUGCCCUCCUCCUGUGCGACAGCCUGGCUGACCGCAUGGGGAGGGAGGGUGGGGAGGAGCUUGAGGGAGUGGGGGGAGGAAGGGGGGAAGAGGGAGGGGGGGAGAAGGGAGGAGUGGGAGGGAGGGAAGGAGGAGUGGUGGUGAAGUGCAUGUCGGAUGGAGGUUACUUUCUGGAUGCGAGGGAUGUGGGCGGCAGCAGGCACUUUCUGAGGGACACCAUGUUCCGUCCGGUUACCGCGUUACAUAACGUCACUCUGAACCCCCACUGUCUCGCCUCUCGGCCUGCCAACGACAGCUGGCAGUGUUUCUUCCCACAGCACUUCCUCCCCUUCCUCCGCACGCCCUUGUUCAUUCUCAACUCGCUCUACGAUUCAUGGCAGGUAAGGCUUGCUCUCUUCUCUUGCAAUUCUAAUGCGCGCCUUUCCCUUCCUUCCUCCGCACGCCCUCCUUCAUUCUCAACUCUCUCUACAACUCCUGGCAGGUAUUAA
This is a messenger RNA of Closterium sp. Yama58-4, 1923 nucleotides long. The record is from the annotation of a GenBank genome assembly. Lineage: Eukaryota; Viridiplantae; Streptophyta; Zygnematophyceae; Desmidiales; Closteriaceae.